This is a messenger RNA of Mastomys coucha (southern multimammate mouse), 6345 nucleotides long. RefSeq names its product ADCYAP receptor type I (gene Adcyap1r1). Gene Ontology annotation, biological process: cell surface receptor signaling pathway; adenylate cyclase-modulating G protein-coupled receptor signaling pathway. The transcript is spliced from 17 exons. Gene Ontology annotation, molecular function: G protein-coupled peptide receptor activity; vasoactive intestinal polypeptide receptor activity; peptide hormone binding. NCBI's taxonomy places the organism in Eukaryota, Metazoa, Chordata, Mammalia, Rodentia, Muridae. The record is from RefSeq and is a predicted model, not a curated record. Bases 628 to 2118 code for a protein of 496 amino acids. Gene Ontology annotation, cellular component: plasma membrane; neuron projection.
GGAAAGGGGGGCUGUUACCUCCGCCUCCGCGCCCUGGGUCUCUGCCGCAGCUCUGGCUUGUGUCAGCACGGUGGUCCUCAUCCAGCUCCCCAUCUCUGCCCCGGGCCUAACCCCGCCCCCGGGCGCUCAUUGGCUUGCACCCCACCCCCCUCCUGCGAGGUCCGCCAGGGAGGCGGUGGUCUGUCGCCUCCCUCGGCCCCGGGCCUUGGCUGCGCAGCAGAGGCGGCGCCUCUCCCGCAGGACAGAGCGGGCCGAGUGGCACCGGGUGGGCGAAAGCAGACAAGGGGCGCCUCGCUCCGAUUCCCGGCUGCGACUGGAGGCGGCUUUGGAGCAGCGCGGUCCCUUGUGCAACACGCACACACCGCGGCGCAGGGACACACAGACUCGGCUGCCCGCGGCCACACUCACCGAGAGACCAGGCUCGGCGCGCGCUCCGCGGCGCACACGCUCCAGCCGGUGCGGCUCUGGGCGCGGAUCCGCGGCUUGCGCGCCCUCCUGCACCUUCAUUCCCGGCGCCCAGCAGCCCGGACCAGCCCCGAGGCCAGCAGCACUGUGUGGACAGUGGCGGGCGGUGACUGACUCUCCAAGGCUGGGAGUGACAGCCAGUGAUUGUGGCUGAGAAGCACCAUGGGCAGGAUUCUGCAGCUCUCCCUGACUGCUCUCCUGCUGCUGCCUGCGGCUAUUGCUAUGCACUCUGACUGCAUCUUCAAGAAGGAGCAAGCCAUGUGCCUGGAGAGGAUCCAGAGGGCCAAUGACCUGAUGGGCCUAAACGAGUCUUCCCCAGGUUGCCCUGGCAUGUGGGACAAUAUCACAUGUUGGAAGCCUGCUCAAAUAGGUGAGAUGGUCCUUGUGAGCUGCCCUGAGGUCUUCCGGAUCUUCAACCCGGACCAAGUCUGGAUGACAGAAACCAUAGGGGAUUCUGGUUUUGCUGAUAGCAAUUCCUUGGAAAUCACAGACAUGGGGGUCGUGGGCCGGAACUGCACUGAGGACGGCUGGUCAGAGCCCUUCCCCCAUUACUUCGAUGCUUGUGGGUUUGAUGACUAUGGGCCUGAGUCUGGGGAUCAGGAUUAUUACUACCUGUCGGUGAAGGCCCUCUACACAGUCGGCUACAGCACCUCCCUCGUCACCCUCACCACUGCCAUGGUCAUCUUGUGCCGCUUCCGGAAGCUGCACUGUACUCGUAACUUCAUCCACAUGAACCUGUUUGUGUCCUUCAUGCUGAGGGCUAUCUCCGUCUUCAUCAAAGACUGGAUCUUGUACGCCGAGCAGGACAGCAGUCACUGCUUUGUUUCCACUGUGGAAUGCAAAGCUGUCAUGGUUUUCUUCCACUACUGCGUGGUGUCCAACUACUUCUGGCUGUUCAUUGAAGGCCUGUACCUCUUUACACUGCUGGUAGAGACCUUCUUCCCUGAGAGGAGAUAUUUCUACUGGUACACCAUCAUUGGCUGGGGAACACCUACUGUGUGUGUAACCGUGUGGGCUGUACUGAGACUCUACUUUGAUGAUGCAGGAUGCUGGGAUAUGAAUGACAGCACAGCUCUGUGGUGGGUGAUCAAAGGCCCUGUGGUCGGCUCUAUAAUGGUUAAUUUUGUGCUUUUCAUCGGCAUCAUCAUCAUCCUUGUACAGAAGCUGCAAUCCCCAGACAUGGGAGGCAACGAGUCCAGCAUCUACUUCAGCUGCGUGCAGAAAUGCUACUGCAAGCCACAGCGGGCUCAGCAGCACUCUUGCAAGAUGUCAGAACUAUCCACCAUUACUCUACGGCUGGCCCGCUCCACCCUGCUGCUCAUCCCACUCUUUGGAAUCCACUACACAGUAUUUGCCUUCUCUCCAGAGAACGUCAGCAAGAGGGAAAGACUUGUGUUUGAGCUUGGGCUGGGCUCCUUCCAGGGCUUUGUGGUGGCUGUCCUUUACUGCUUCCUGAAUGGGGAGGUACAGGCAGAGAUUAAGAGGAAAUGGAGGAGCUGGAAGGUGAACCGUUACUUCACUAUGGACUUCAAGCACCGGCAUCCAUCGCUGGCCAGCAGUGGAGUGAAUGGGGGGACCCAGCUGUCUAUCCUGAGCAAGAGCAGCUCCCAGCUCCGCAUGUCCAGCCUCCCUGCUGACAACUUGGCCACCUGAGCCCUGUCUCCCUUCUUCUUCUGCACAGGCUGGGGCUGCGGGCCGGUGCCUGAGCAUGUUUGUGCCUCUCCCCUCUCCUUGGGCAGGCCCUGGGUAGGAAGCUGGGCUCCUCCCCAAAGGGGAAGAGAGAGAUAGGGUAUAGGCUGAUAUUGCUCCUCCUGUUUGGGUCCCACCUAUUGUGGUCCACUGAAACCAAUUUGACAUGUAAAUACACCUCAAAUUUGGAAAGUUGCCCCAUGUACCCCCCCACCCCCGUCCCAACCCAUGCCCCUGCUCAGCUCUGCCAGGCCCCAGCUCUACCUACUGUGUCAAGGCCAGCCUCAGUGAUGGCCUGAUCCCAGGUACGAGGCCUUGUGAACUGAGUUUGAAACAUGCUUGCUUUGGAGAGGCUGGGGUAGUGACCACCCCAGCAGCCUUUCAGUGAAUUGACUUUGGAUGUGGACCCUUCUCAGCCUGUAUCAAGCACUACAGUUGGCCAGGGAUGCAGCUCAGUGUCCUGAGCAUCCUUUGGAGCAGGUCAGCCUGAGGCUCCUUUUUGCUUACAUCUAAGUUGUCCAGGUGCUCAGCUCCUGUGUGCCUGGAUGAUAGGAGGGCUCUAGGGCUCUUCAGUCAAAGACUUACAUUGAGGUGGGGUGAGGGUCAGAGAAUGUUCUGGUGCUUUUCAUUUGCUCUAAGAGCUGAGAGCCAGAAAUGCAGAUUCAAUUGGGAAGAAGAUGAGAUAUCUGAAGAGCCCACCAGGUCCAUGACUGUGUCCCUGACUUAUGACUGUAUCAUGUGGUGGCUUUAUUUCUACACUUCUUACCCACAAUGGAUGGUCUGAAGAAGCUGUUCUCCAGCCACAACAACCACAGAAAGCUCCUCCCUCUUCCCUCUCUGUUUUCCUAUAAAUCAAAGCCAUGUCUAGAAUGGACCAGCCACCUUGCAGUAAAAUCAAUGAGUUCUGAAGCAACCUUCAAUUUUCAUGAGCCAAGUCCUGGGUCCAGGACUCCCCACAGCCCCACGUCUACUGAUAAGGAAUCCUACAUGCCACCCCCAGCCUGGACUCAAUUACUAAACUCAGAUUUGUCUGCAAGACUUCCUCCAUGUACCCUUGACAUUUGAAUCACUCGUGGGGCCUCUUAGGGUGUUUGGAGGUGAUACUGUAUCUAUCAUGUGCAUGGGCGGAAGCUGCUGGUGGAGGGAGUGGUAGCUCUCUAGUGCCCAUCCUAGCUCUCCAGCUGCAAGUUGCACAGCCAUAACCUAAGACUUUAAAAUAAGGCCACACCCAGAUUUGGGAAGGUAGAGGGGAAAAAAGUAGUGCCAUGGGGUCACGUGGCCCAGCUCAUUCCAUGUAGAUGCCUGUUCUUGUUCCUGCCUCUGUGGACUCGUUCAUGAUUGUGCUCUGGACUGCAUGGGGAGUGUAGAAUGCUGCCUUGCUUGCUGUUGUAUUAAGUAGAAGGAGUUCUAGGAGAUUUGAGACAGUGCUUCUGGAGGAGCCAUUGGAAAGACUGGAGAAGAUUCUAAUUGAUAGGAUUUAGAGAUGUGCUCUGGGUUCUUGACCAGUGAAGUACGGUCUUGGGUCUUUGGCAAAGUUGGAAAGAGAAAGGGCCUCCUUGUUCUUUCCCAGAAACAUUUAGUGGCUUGGACCAGCCACUGAGUAUACAUUGACUCUCUUUUCCCCUGCACCUUAUCUCUACCCCCACAUCCCCUCCUUUUCAGCUAAACAAAAAUUAGUUGAUCCCCUUGUACUUUUGGGCCCUUCUAGGGAGCCUGAGCUGUUCAGAGAAAGCCUUGGUUCAGGAUUCCAGCUGGGUUCAUGACUGUGAAUACCAUGUGCCCUGUGCUGGGCCCCAACUUCCUUGUUUAUGAAAUGAGGUGGUUUCUAGUGCUUUUCCAAGUUCUGCAUUAGUUAAAAACUAAGGCAGGUAAACAGAUGUCUCCUUGUGAAGAUCAUCUAAGGUGUGUGUGUGUGCAUGUACACGUGUGUAUUGAGGGGAAUGACGUUCUGUCUAUUUUCCCAUUUGGAUGCCCAUGGCAUCCAGAGCAGAGGGAAGAGCAGGGGGAAGCUCAGGCCAUGGACAUUUGAAUGGGGCCUCAGGCAUGAUGUGCAGAACCAGCCUUCUAUGUCAGCAGGGACAGGUUGCCUGUGGUAUGGUGCACCCCUUGGGCUGUGAACCCCAUUUGCUUGCCAUCACUCCCACCAGUGGGUCUGCUUCACUGUGGAAGGAGAAACUGUGACUUUCUGGUUGCAUUAUUGCAAAACAGCAAAAAACUAGAUAACCUGAGCCCCGCUGCUUCCUGAGCCCCAGGCCUGUGUCCUCCCAGAACUCCCAGGUUUCCAUUGCUUUGAUUUUCUGUCUGAAGGAAUCUUGUGUUAGUCUUGUGAGCAGAUGCACCUGAAGGAACCUGCAUGUUCCGUGAGGGUCCGGCUUUCAGGCCGCUGGCAGUGAAGGGACAGCACAAGGCUGGCUAAAGUCCUUCCCCUUUGACCCUCUUACACAGUGCAAGCAAUAAGACUUACUGAUUUGUGUGUAUCCCAGUGUGCCUCUGGGUUCUGUCUAAAUACCAACCAUCUUCUCUUGGAAUGGGCUCUAGGCAAAGCUUGAAGUAAUAUAGCCUGGACCCAGAAAAGGGAAAAUGCUAAGAAAAUCCUGUCUGGUAGGUGAAAAGGGCUUCAUUGAUUUGGAAACUUGGAGGCAGGAACAUAGCAGAUUUCGGGGGCACCCAGCCAGUGGAAAAUCAUUCCCAGGAAGUCGGGGCUUGUUCUAUGAAACCUUAAAGGCCAAAUGGACCAUCCCAUUUUGGGGAUGAGGGCAUCCCUGUCCUUAUCUCCUGUCAUAGCUGUCCAACUACAGGGUAAGAAGCAAGGGUCAGGAGAGAAGAUAGUCCUCAGAACAUGGGAUUCUAUAUCAGGAAUCCUUAGGAAGCCAGAGGGAUUUAAAGGUGCUGCAGUUUCGAGCCUCAGUAUGCACCAUGCCUAAGAUCUGACUACUCUCGGUGUACAGUGAGGAGGUCCUCCCUGACAUGCUCAGCAUAUCUCAGUAACUCCUUUUCUAACCCUGGGACGGGGCUUGGUCAGGGCCGGGUGGUGGAAUUAACCCUGCACCUGUUGCCCAGUACCAGGGCCUCUGCUGUUUGGUCUGUACCCUCUUCCUUGGAGGGAAAGCUGCAAGAGACUCUCUUUUCAAUUUCUUUAAUACCCUUUGCCCCCUACCAAGAGAAAAGAGCAAGUCCCCUGACACUGCAAAUUUCACUUGAGCCUAGGGAGCUAGGAAACCAGGUGGGCCUAUCCUGUUUUCCAAUUGCACUGCAUUGAAUGGUAGUGGUAUUGCACAGCCCUGCAUGUGAGCCAGAUGUAACACUCCAAGCAUCUGUGGAAUACAAUGCACCUUUUGCAGGAGUGGUUGUACCUGCAGAAAGUCCAGGAGUCCACAGUACAGUGCAGGAGAAGCAACAGAGAUGGCCUGGUAUAAGGAUACCUACUAGCAAACUUGGCCCUCCAAGUUCUGGGACUCCAUACUUCCCUACCCUCAAUCUCUGCUCUGCAAUGAGGUGGCUGUGGUUACAGCAUCACCUACCCUCUAGCUAGGGAUGAGGUAGAGGUGAAAUGCUCCCUGUGAGUUUACAAGCUCUGAAAACAACACCGUCGUGGGCUCAUUCUUAGAGUGAAGACCCUGAAAGGUAUCUCCCUUUACAGCCUGUCUACUGCUUUGAGCCCUUUUGGGUUAACUCAUUUGUAAAACCACCAGCAUGAGCGUGAGGAUGAGGCCACAGGGCUCUGGUGGACAUCAAAUCCCAGCUUUACCGUCAUCACUGUUCAGUUUGCUUGGAAGGUAAGGAGGAGGAGAACUCUGCUAUGAGCAACUCUGUGCUCUCUGCCUAGGAAUCCUUCAAUGGUAUGGGACACUCCUCAAGUGAGCCAAAUGCCCAUUCUUCUUCCCUUCCCUAAACUCUGGGUCCUGUGCUAUGUCUGUACUCAGCCAUGUGUGUUUUGUCUGCUGUCUGUGUUCUGAGGCUUAGCAUCUGUCAGGGCUGGGGUGGUUCAGCCCUUGGUACUCCAGAUGUGAGUUCCAGGCUCCCUCAUGGGAACUGGACCAGUCUGGGUUUAAUCUCCCACAAUAAAGAUAAACCCCAUGGACCUCACUGCUACUGCUGCCUCCAUUAACGCUGUGCUCACACCUUGUCUGGGAUUUUAAGAAUGUCAAACUGCUGUAGAGGACUCAAUAAAUGUCUUAUCGUUUUUCUUGG